This is a messenger RNA of Ornithodoros turicata, 2418 nucleotides long. RefSeq names its product potassium/sodium hyperpolarization-activated cyclic nucleotide-gated channel 1-like. The record is from RefSeq and is a predicted model, not a curated record. Gene Ontology annotation, molecular function: voltage-gated potassium channel activity. The coding region runs from base 122 to 1969 and encodes 615 amino acids. Gene Ontology annotation, cellular component: membrane; HCN channel complex. NCBI's taxonomy places the organism in Eukaryota, Metazoa, Arthropoda, Arachnida, Ixodida, Argasidae. The transcript is spliced from 11 exons. Gene Ontology annotation, biological process: sodium ion transmembrane transport; potassium ion transmembrane transport; regulation of membrane depolarization.
UUAUGCGCAUCAGCAUCAAAGAACGUAGUAAGCCACCUCCAGAUAGCGGCUGGCGAAAAGCGGUGCACUUCUCGCCAACCGUUUACUCAAGUGACCACAUCACCGUUGUCUGCACCGCAAGAUGCCUCUGGCACUAAUAUCAGGGAAGCUACGAGAAUCUUUCUCCAAGAGGUCCUUCCGCUCCAGCUGCCGUUCAAGAUUGGGCGAUCUGCCCGACGAAGCCACCGAUGAUGAUCCCAUACCUCCUAUUACCAUGUCUAGGGGUCGCUUCAUGACAUUCGACAUUGAUCACCCGUUACACCAAGAGAAAGACGUCACCUGUAAUGGUUUUAAGGCAUCAAAUGGCGACGUCAUUCUUGCGCCUGGAGGUAAAGGCGGGAAAGAGCCGCAUGAAGAAAAAGCAAAUCAACGGCGACAAUGCUGGUUCGCGUCCUUUUUUCUGCCUGCAAGGAUGCGGCGAAAUACAAAGAUUCUCGGGAGCACGGAGGCCAUCAUGCAGGAGAGAACAAGGCAGGAAGAAUCCGGACACUGGAUCAUCCACCCUUGUAGCACGUUUAGGGUGUAUUGGGAUGCCUGCAUGGUGCUGUUACUCAUCGUAAACCUCAUAGUCAUUCCCCUGGACGUAGCGUUUUUCUCAGACAUUGAGAACGUUGGCUGGAUGACCUUCCAUCUUGCUUCAGAUGCCAUCUUUUUCAUCGAUAUCAUUUUCAAUUUUCGCACCGGUGUGGUAACGACGGAGGGACACGAAAGAGUCAGCCUGGACCCCAAAUUCGUAGCUGCCCACUACUUGCGGUCUUGGUUCGUGCUAGACUUCCUCAGUACGAUACCAUUUGAUUACUUGUGCGUCGUCUUGGAUCACUUCAUUGCUGGCAUAAGUCGAAGUGACGGCGAACCAGACGGACUCUCUGCAAUUCGCCUACUACACCUCACGAAGCUGCUUGGCCUUCUCAAACUUCUUCGACUUUCUCGGCUUGUACGCUACGUGCGCAACUGGGAGCAACAGUCUCAGUUCUACUUCUCGUCAGGAGUGUAUGUCCGCCUCUUCAACAUCGUGUGCCUAAUGCUCCUGAUCGCUCACUGGAAUGGGUGUCUCCAGUUCUUUGUUGCCAUGCUACAAGGGUUUCCUGAGAACAGCUGGGUCGCGUUAGAUGGAAUUCAGCACAAGUCCCGUGUGGAGCAAUACUCGUGGUCCAUGUUCAACGCCAUGUCUCAAAUGCUGUCCAUCGGGUACGGAAGAAAUGCUCCGGUUAGCGUCAUUGACAUGUGGCUUGUCUCUAUGGGCAUGCUCACUGGGGCAACCGGGUACGCCCUUCUGAUCGGUCAUGCCACGAACUUGAUUCAAUGUCUCGACUACUCCAAGCGCCUUCACAGAGAAAAGAUGAAGCAGAUUGAAGAAUACAUGCAGUACCGUCGUAUGCCAAAGGACUUGAGGUUUCGAGUCCGCGAUUACUUCGAAAACAGAUACCAGGGGAAAGUCUUUGAUGAAGACGCCAUCUUGGCUUUCAUGUCACAGCCGCUAAGAGAGGAAGUCAUGAAGCACAACUGCCGUACCACAAUUCGAACAGUGCCUUUCUUGUCCCACGCCGAUCCAGCAUUUGUCAGCGACAUGGCGACACGCCUUAGGUACGAAUUCUUCCAGCCGGGUGACGUGAUAAUCAAGGAAGGCACACUGGGAACCAAGAUGUACUUCAUCCAGACAGGAACCGUGAAGAUAGUUCUCCAUGGCGGACAGUUCCUUGGCACACUUUCAGAAGGGGCCUACUUUGGAGAAAUAUGUCUCCUGACAAAGACAAGACGCAAUGCAAGUAUCGUCGCCGAAACCUACUGCGACAUGUUCUCGCUGUCUUCUGAACACUUCAACGAAGUUCUGCUGCAAUACCCACAGAUGCGGUCGUCCAUCGAGUCCUUGGCUAACCAGAGAAUAGCACAAAAUUCCACUUUCCUCAGCACAGAGAGUGAAGACUUGUGAAACAGAAUCAGUGCAAUCAUCAGGCCUCGUCAUCAAAUUUGUAAAAACAAAUAUGUGAAUCUAGUCAACAGUUGGUGCAAAUAAAGUUUCGGUAAGCCCUCGUUAUAAGGACGCCAACGUGGGACCGCAAUAAAAGUUCGAUAUAAGCGCCAAUUCGAUAAAAGCUGCAGAGACACGGAAACAGUAUAGUAUCGGAAACACCGCAGGAGCCUUCAAAACAUUAUUCAAGCAAGCAAGUAAACCUUUGACCACAUUGGCAGCCUAGAGAAAGGGCAUGAGCUGCAUUUAAGAUGGGUUUUGCUUAUACAUCCUUGCGCCUGUUCACCCUUUGCCCUAAACGGAGCCGGCAGACAGGACACAUCGAUUAAUCGUGAUAGAAAAACAUGCAUUUCUGUCGAAACAGCGUGGGACUAAAGCGAUAUUUCGUAAUAAGAAAUAAAACGAUUUCG